Molecule: messenger RNA, 561 nt
Organism: Penicillium olsonii
Lineage: Eukaryota; Fungi; Ascomycota; Eurotiomycetes; Eurotiales; Aspergillaceae
Source: the annotation of a GenBank genome assembly
AUGUCUGAUCCCUUCGCCUACGAAUACCCAUCUCCACUGGAAGGCUACGAGAAUCUCGAGCCCUUGUCUGAAGAGAAAAACGAAGAUGGCAAAUCGCUGAAGAACCCCCAACAUGGAGUUCUGAGCAAAGCAUAUGAAGAAUUCCCCGAUCCCCUCUCCAAGGGGCGAGAAGGAGGCUUCGAUAUCCACAUCUAUUACUUCCAAGUAGGUCGCACCACCGCCCACCCCGAUGCAACCGCUAAUGCCGACCAGAAUAACCCCGCCCAAGUCACUUUCGCCAGAGCACUCUGGGAACGUAUCAGACGAGAAUUCCCCGAGCUACGGGUCUACCGAUUCUGGGACUGCCCCAUUGGCCCGCAUCCCGUGGCGAUGUUCGAAGUGAAUCUGUUCACACCGGCACAAUUUGGAGCCUUCGUCUCCUGGCUGGUCAUUAAUCGGGGCCCAUUGAGUGCAUUGGUUCACCCCAAUACUGUCCAGUCGGAAGAUGAGCGUAAUCAUACCCAGCGUGCGACCUGGUUGGGAGAUCGACUUCCGCUGGAUACUAGCGUCUUCAAGAAAUAA